UUACUUAGUUGAGGCUGGUGCUAAUGUUAACGAAAAGAUGGGCGAUGGGCGUACUCCACUACACUACGCUUCACUAAACGGGAAUUUAGAUAUGGUACGUUACUUAGUUGAGGCUGGUGCUAAUGUUAACGAAAAUAUGGGCGAUGGGCGUACUCCACUACACUACGCUUCACUAAACGGGAAUUUAGAUAUGGUAUGUUACUUAGUUGAGGCUGGUGCUAAUGUUAACGAAAAGAUGGGCGAUGGGCGUACUCCACUACACUACGCAUCACUAAACGGGACUUUAGAUAUGGUACGUUACUUAGUUGAGGCUGGUGCUAAUGUUAACAAAAAGAUGGGCGAUGGGCGUACUCCACUACACUACGCUUCACUAAACGGGAAUUUAGAUAUGGUACGUUACUUAGUUGAGGCUGGUGCUAAUGUUAACGAAAAGAUGGACGAUGUGAGUGCUCCACUACACUACGCUUCACUAAAAGGGAAUUUAGAUAUGGUACGUUACUUAGUUGAGGCUGGUGCUAAUGUUAACAAAAAGAUGGACGAUGGGUGUACUCCACUCCACUACGCUUCACAAGAAGGGAAUUUAGAUAUGGUACGUUACUUAGUUUAGGCUGGUGCUAAUGUUAACGAAAAGAUGGACGAUGGGUGUACUCCACUACACUACGCUUCACGAAAAGGGAAUUUAGAUGUGGUACGUUACUUAGUUGAGGCUGGUGCUAAUGUUAACAAAAAGAUGGACGAUGGGUGUACUUCACUACACUACGCUUCACAAGAAGGGAAUUUAAAUGUGGUUCGUUACUUAGUUGAGGCUGAUGCUAAUAUUAACGAAAAGAUGGACGAUGGGUGUACUCCACUACACUACGCUUCAAUAAAAGGGAAUUUAGAUGUGGUUCGUUACUUAGUUGAGGCUGGUGCUAAUGUUAACGAAAAGAUGGACAAUGGGUGUACUCCACUCCACUACGCUUCACUAAACGGGAAUUUAGAUAUGGUACGUUACAUAGUUAAGGCUGGUGCUAAUGUUAACAAAAAGAUGGACUAUGGGAGUAUUGCACUUUAUGAAGCUUCACAAGAGGGGAAUUUAGAUGUGGUUCGUUGCUUAGUUGAGGCUGGUGCUACUGUUAACGAAAAGACGGACAAUGGGUACACUCCACUUUCUGAAGCUUCACUAAAAGGGAAUUUAGAUGUGGUUCGUUGCUUAGUGGAAGCUGGUGCUAAUGUUAACGAAAAGACGGACAAUGGGUACACUCCACUUUCUGAAGCUUCACUAAAAGGGAAUUUAGAUGUGGUUCGUUGCUUAGUGGAAGCUGGUGCUAAUGUUAACGAAAAGACGGACAAUGGGUAUACUCCACUUUCUGAAGCUUCACUAAAAGGGAAUUUAGACGUGGUUCGUUACUUAGUUGAGGCUGGUGCUAAUGUUAACGAAAAGACGGACAAUGGUUAUACUCCACUUUCUGAAGCUUCACUAAGGGAUUUAGAUGUGGUUCGUUACUUAGUUGAGGCUGGUGCUAAUGUUAACGAAAAGAUGGAGAAUGGGUGUACUGCACUUCAUGUAGCUUCACUGAAAGGGAAUUUAGACGUGGUUCGUUACUUAGUUGAGGCUGGUGCUAAUGUUAACGAAAAGACGGACAAUGGGUAUACUCCACUUUCUGAAGCUUCACUAAAAGGGAAUUUAGAUGUGGUACGUUACUUAGUUGGGGCUGGUGCUAAUGUUAACGAAAAGACGGACUAUGGGAGUACUCCACUACUCAACGCUUCACAGCAAAGGAAUUUAAAUGUGGUUCGUUACUUAGUUGAGGCUGGUGCUAAUGUUAACGAAAAGAUGAACAAUGGGUGUACUCCACUACUCAACGCUUCACAGCAAAAGAAUUUAGAUAUGGUGCGUUACUUAGUUGAGGCUGGUGCUUAAGAUAAUAAAAAGAUGAAAUCAAUGAAUUUCAGAAAAGAUCUAUUAUAUGAAGUCUAUGAAUAUUUCCGUCCAAGUGAAGCAAGGUUUCACAUUCUGCUCGACUGGGCCCGCAGAGAACAGACUCAGCAAGACGUGACGAUCAUCAGAUGCUGAAGAUUCGAAAAAAGGCUACAAUUUUCAUAUUUUUACUCUUUUUGCAGGGAGCAUGACAUGAAGAUUGAGUAAAGUUUACUAGUAGUAGUAUCACUGAAAAAAUGUAUGUUCAAUUUCAUGCGGUUAACGUUAAGUUCGAAUCGGUUAUUUGUUCUAGUGGUUUCCCCAAUGUCCAGAUGGUGUGGCAUUGGGGUAAGUGAUCAUUAGCCACAGUGAAUGGAACUGCACUGGGUCAUUCAGCCUUUUGAAGCCGCCCUAAGUCGAGUAAGUCGAGUUGGCCUAUUUUAAGCAAUUUUUGAAUUCUUUGUUGAAGAAUGGGUGAAGAAUCUGAAAAUGUGAUGUAAUGUUUCAAUGAAAAAUCCGAUGUAAUGUUUCGAUGAAAAAUAUCAAAACUCCGUCCCAAAUUCUAUAUGAAACAUGAUGUCCCUGGACACCAGAUGGUGCUAAGGUUAACGAAAAGAUGGACAACGGGUGUACUCUGCUUCACAGCUGUGGAAUUUAGAUAUGGUACGAGAUAUUGGCAGAAACUACAGUGAAGAUUAGACUUGGGCGUUGUUUUUAACUA
Messenger RNA from Bolinopsis microptera, 2621 nucleotides. RefSeq names its product putative ankyrin repeat protein RF_0381. The record is from RefSeq and is a predicted model, not a curated record. NCBI's taxonomy places the organism in Eukaryota, Metazoa, Ctenophora, Tentaculata, Lobata, Bolinopsidae. Gene Ontology annotation, molecular function: protein binding.